Molecule: messenger RNA, 1821 nt
Organism: Lodderomyces theae
Lineage: Eukaryota; Fungi; Ascomycota; Pichiomycetes; Serinales; Debaryomycetaceae
Exons: 2
Coding region: 1-1821 (606 amino acids)
Source: RefSeq, a predicted model, not a curated record
AUGAGACCAUUAUUCGAGGCCGCGAGUGUCGUGCUAACAAUCAUGCACAUUGUAUACGCAUUCAUCAAGGAAGAGCAUACAUUAUUCAGCCAUAAUUCGGAAGAGAUCCACUCUUGGGUAUUCGAUAAUGAGAGGCAUUUAGUUUCGUCAAAGCUAUGGAGAGAAUUGGAGGACACACCAGAGGAGUUCAACACAACCACAAUAUACUUGAACGAAAGCAAGCAAAUACUUAUACUAUCAUCAACAAACCCUUUGACCUUUUAUGAGUUUGAAGCUGGGGAUCCAAACACAUUUUCAGAUAUCGUGGCUUUAACCGGCUGUCUACGUAUGGUGAAUAAUACUUCAAGUAUAACUCAUAUUGACGCUCAAGGAUUCUCUCUUUCCACUCCUCCAGGAAUAAGUUUUGGGGUUUCAUUGUUGUUGGUAAGCUUGGCCAGCGAUUAUGGGCUUGAUGGGUUGGGUACGAAACUCUAUAUGAGCAACACAGUUAUCUGCCGAUCAGGUUCUGGAGAAACAAUUCAGAUUCAAACAAGGUUAAAGUUUAUAUCGUUUCCGAAAGCAAGAUUGAAAAAGAUUAUUUGGAACAAAAAGAGAAGGACAAAGUCCUUUGUGAAGAAAUUGAAGGGUAUUUUUCACCGAAAUGACUCAGAUGGAGAAGUUAGUGUUGCCAGUUUCGGCACUUGGACAGAAGGCAAAUGGGCAGAUAUCUAUACGUUGUACAAGUACAAAAAGUUGGGAUUGUUGUUCUUCAACUUGAGCGAACUAAAACAUGCCAAACCGUUUUGUGAGAGCAGACCCGAAUACCUACAAUGCCUGUUAUUGACAUUAGUGUGUGGUUUCUAUGUGGGAGGCUCUAUCGGAUACCAAGACUUUUCAAAUGCAGAGGAAAGACACAUAACCCGCGACAUUGACGGGGAAGAGAUCCAUUCUUGGUAUUUUUACGAUGAGGAACAUUUGAGACAUUCACAAUUGUGGGAGGAUAUGACCCACGGACUGGGAGACUUCAAUGAAACGGUGAUCCAUUUCAACAAAACCAAUCAAACGUUAGUACUUACACUGACUGAUCCACCCACGUUUUAUCAAGUUGACCUUGAAUUGAUUGGAAUAUUUGCCGAGGAUGAUGCCACUGAGUUGGACAGACUUCUUCCGUUAAAUGAGACUGCCACUAUGCUAAAGAUGGAUGCAAGGGAACACAUUCUAAAAUUUCCGUCACCAAUGAGUGAAAAUGCCAUCCUUACGAGUUUACUAAUGAGCUAUGGAAUUGAUGACUUUUCAGUCGCUGACUUUCCAAAUGGAACCAUAUCAAUUGACGUAGAUGAUCAAUUUGAAGACGAGUUUGAAAUGCAAGCCAAAAAGUUGUUGAAGCUACUUUUGCUCCCCCUUAAGCUAUUGAAGAAGUUGUUGCUACUCAUCAAGUUUCUCAUUUGUCUACCUUUCCUCAUCAUCAAAAAAAUUAUUCUUCUUCCUUUCCUAUUAAUCAAGAAGGUUAUCAUGUUGUUGAAAAAGAAGGUUUUGAUUUCGAUCAAAAUGAAGGUUAAAGCAGUGGUUGUGAAAGUUAAAGAUACCGCACUGGAUGUGGCAGAGAAGACAGUUGAUGUGACUGUGGUUGUUAUUGUACUGAUCAAAAAAGUGGUGAUUGAAACCGCUGCUAAAGCUGACUACGAUGUAAAGAAAGUUGCAGCGAAGGUUAUAAUGACAAAAGAUAAAAUCGUUGAUAAGGCCAUGAUGGAGAAGAUUAAAAUAAAUGACAAGGUCGAUGAAAAAGUAGGUCAUGCGUUGAUGAAGGCUGAGCGAACGAAGGAGAAAUAUUUUGGUGGGUGA